This is a messenger RNA of Cladocopium goreaui, 909 nucleotides long. Lineage: Eukaryota; Dinophyceae; Suessiales; Symbiodiniaceae. The record is from the annotation of a GenBank genome assembly.
AUGGCUCAUGCAGACGAGGCGGAGCAGCGGGUUGGAGUGCUCGAAGGCACCCCAGAGCGAAAAAAGCAACGGUGUUCUCCUCAGAAUGAAAGCAGUGGACACAAUGGAAGCCAUGCAAUCAAUGGUGUUGCAGCUGCGAACGGGACUGAUGCUCCAGAUGGGCAAGGCACGGAGGUCCCCAGCCCACCCAGUGCAAGUCAAACCGCCAUGCUGACAGAGGAUGCCCCGCUACAUAGCGAAGCGCAUAAGAAGGUCAGAUAUGCCAACAGUACGCAGUCGUGCCCUUUCGUGUUCAGAACUUCGGAUGGCCAGAAGAUCCCGUUCCAGACCACAGUCCGAGCAGCGGGCUCUAGUAUGGAGGCAGCAAUGCGCAUUGCCCGUAUGUGCUACCACAAAUUUGAGCUUGGCUUGGCCAAGCCGGAGGUGGAGCAGUAUCGAGCAGAGGCGUAUGAGAGGCUUCGCAAUGGCAUGGGCAUUACGCCCAAAGAAACCAAGAGGAAGCCAAGAGCGCCAAAGGAACCCAAACCAAAGGAAACGAAGGAAUUGCCCAAGGCCAAAGCUGCCAAAGGCAAGAAGAAAUCCUUUGCCAUCAAGGCCAGUGACUUGAAGCAAUUGAAUGAACAGGGAAGGCUGCAAGGUGCUUUGCGGAUUUUUGGGCGUGAUGCCAAAAAGAAAAACGCGACGGUCAAUGGUAUCUACCUCCUGUCGAAGAAGUUUGAGGGCAGCGCUGCUUAUGAACGCUUUUGCCCAUCAGGCGAUGACGGCGAUGACUUGCAACGGUGGCUCUUCUACGCCAAGGACAAGAGCCGAUGGAAGGUCAGUGAGGCCCUCGGUCAUCAUCACAACUUUGCCUUUCUGAAAGUGACGGACCUCACCUUGGGUAGCAUCGCUUCUGAUCCAGAUAGAUAG